Messenger RNA from Eremothecium sinecaudum, 1644 nucleotides. It is a transcript of the gene DBP2, whose product is annotated as DEAD-box ATP-dependent RNA helicase DBP2. NCBI's taxonomy places the organism in Eukaryota, Fungi, Ascomycota, Saccharomycetes, Saccharomycetales, Saccharomycetaceae. The record is from RefSeq and is a predicted model, not a curated record. Gene Ontology annotation, biological process: rRNA processing. Gene Ontology annotation, cellular component: nucleus; ribonucleoprotein complex; cytoplasm. Gene Ontology annotation, molecular function: ATP binding; RNA binding; RNA helicase activity. The coding region runs from base 1 to 1644 and encodes 547 amino acids. The transcript is spliced from 2 exons.
AUGGCAUUCAGUGGUAGAGAUCAGCAGUUCAAUAGGGACAACUUUAACGGCCGUGGCGGUGAUCACAGAGGCCAAAGGUCAUCGGACAGAAAUGACUAUGGCAGAGAUAUGAGAGGCGGAAGAGGCGGUUACGGUGGUCGCGGUAGAGGUCAACAAGAUCGUCUUGAAUUGAGAAAGCCUGAAUGGGAUUUGGAGUCUUUGCCCAAGUUCGAGAAGAACUUCUACGUCGAGCACGAAGACGUUCAAAACAUGAGCGAGGACGACGUAAAAAAGUUUAGACGGGAGAGCGAGAUGACAAUCAUUGGUCACGAUGUUCCUAAGCCAAUUCGGACUUUCGAUGAGGCUGGAUUUCCGGAAUAUGUGUUGCGUGAGGUUAAGGACGAGGGGUUUGAGAAGCCCACCGCAAUUCAGUGCCAAGGAUGGCCAAUGGCUUUGUCUGGGCGUGAUAUGAUCGGUGUUGCAGCUACUGGUUCUGGUAAGACUUUGUCAUAUUGUUUACCAGGGAUUGUUCACAUAAACGCCCAGCCUCUGCUGUCUCCCGGUGAUGGACCUAUUGUUUUGGUGUUGGCACCAACUAGAGAAUUGGCGGUACAAAUUCAGAAGGAAUGUUCCAAGUUUGGGCGUUCUUCUAGAAUCAGGAAUACAUGUGUGUAUGGUGGUGUACCAAAGUCGCAGCAAAUCAGAGAUUUGCAAAGAGGUGUCGAGAUUUUGAUUGCCACUCCUGGUAGAUUGAUAGAUAUGUUGGAAAUCGGAAAGACCAACCUAAAGAGAGUCACUUAUUUGGUUUUGGACGAAGCCGAUAGAAUGUUAGAUAUGGGAUUUGAACCACAAAUCAGGAAGAUUGUGGAUCAAAUUCGUCCUGAUAGACAAACAUUAAUGUGGUCUGCAACCUGGCCAAAGGAGGUGCAACAAUUGGCUAGUGACUACUUGCAUGACCCAAUUCAGGUGAACAUUGGUUCCUUGGAGUUGGCUGCUUCACAUUCUAUUACUCAACUUGUGGAAGUUGUUUCAGAGUUUGAUAAACGUGAUAGAUUAGUCAAGCAUCUAGAAAUUGCAGCCAAGGACACCGAAUCCAAGAUUAUUAUAUUUGCCUCCACGAAAAGGACAUGUGACGAGAUCACCUCCUAUCUGAGGGAAGACGGCUGGCCUGCUUUAGCCAUUCAUGGUGACAAGCAACAGCAGGAGCGUGACUGGGUUUUGAAUGAAUUCAGAACUGGUAGAUCCCCAAUUAUGGUAGCCACAGAUGUUGCGGCUAGAGGUAUUGAUGUCAAGGGUAUCAACUUUGUUAUCAACUAUGAUAUGCCAGGUAACAUCGAAGAUUACGUCCACAGAAUUGGUAGAACUGGUAGAGCUGGUGCCACUGGUACUGCCAUUUCGUUUUUCACCGAAGCUAGCAAGUCAUUGGGUGCUCAGUUGAUCUCUAUUAUGAGAGAAGCUAAGCAAGAAAUCCCUCAGGAGUUAUUGGUUUAUGACCGUGCUCCUCGUGGUUUCCACCCUAGAUAUGGCGGUGGUAGAGGUGGCUAUGGUGGUCGUGGUCGUGGCGGUUACGGUGGUCGUGGCGGUCGUGGAGGCUACGGCGGUCGUGGUAACGGCUUCGGUGGUGGCUACAAACCAAGAGACGGCGGUUGGGGAAAUAGAAACUGA